Messenger RNA from Camponotus floridanus (Florida carpenter ant), 2784 nucleotides. RefSeq lists its product as uncharacterized. The transcript has a single exon. Gene Ontology annotation, biological process: DNA integration. Bases 1 to 2784 code for a protein of 927 amino acids. Lineage: Eukaryota; Metazoa; Arthropoda; Insecta; Hymenoptera; Formicidae. The record is from RefSeq and is a predicted model, not a curated record. Gene Ontology annotation, molecular function: nucleic acid binding.
AUGUUCCGGCAAAUACUCGUCCAUCCGGAAGAUCGCCGCUUCCAGCGGAUACUCUGGCACUCAGGGGCUUCCGACAAGGUCCAAGAAUUCGAGCUGAACACCGUGACCUACGGGCUCGCCUGCGCUCCGUUCCUCGCCGUCCGCACACUUCGCCAAUUAGCAGCCGACGAAGAAGCGCGGGGCCCGAAGGAGGCAGCCGCUCUGCGCCGUGACUGUUACAUGGAUGAUGUAAUUACGGGAUCAGACACCUUGCGCGAUGCGGUCGCCUUGCAGACGGAACUCCGAGAGCUUUGCACGGCGGGCGGGUUUCCGCUGCGGAAAUGGGCCGCCAAUAGCGAGACAAUCCUGGAGGGAGUUCCUCCGGAUCAUCGACUCCAGCAGGCGCACCACUCCUGGGAGAACGAGGUGCACUCCACCUUAGGCCUGCGCUGGCAUCCCGCCAGUGACGAAUUCUCUUUCGCGAUCCGGCCUCGAGCCUCUGGGGGGUACACGAAGAGGCAAGUCCUAGCGGAAACGGCGCGGUUAUUCGAUCCCUUGGGGUGGCUCGCCCCUGUUAUUAUCCGUGCCAAGAUACUGAUCCAAUCAGCGUGGUUGAAAGGGCUGGAUUGGGACACUCCGCUCCCAAUUGAGGACGCGCAGUCCUGGCGGCGCCUCCUCUCCGAACUCCAUUUACUGGAGCGCCUCCGAAUAAGGCGCUGGCUGGGCACUGUCCACCAGGGCACGCAGAUCGAAAUCCACGGAUUCGCCGACGCGUCCGAGCGUGGUUUCGCGGCGGUCGUCUACCUUCGCGUGAAGAGUGUCGACGAGACGUCCAUUCACCUGCUGGCGGCUAAAAGCAAGGUCGCGCCAAUAAAACCCGUGACGCUCCCACGGCUAGAACUUUGCGCUGCAUCCUUGCUGACGGGUCUUGUACGGCACCUCCGGUCUUCACUCGACCUACCAUCGGCGCCCGUAUAUCUCUGGUCCGACUCCCGAGUCGUCCUUCACUGGAUCAAGGGCCACGCGUCUCGGUGGAAAACCUACGUGGUCAACCGAGUGUCACUGAUCCAGCAGCGGCUCCCCGAAGCUCAAUGGAGGCACGUGCCUGGCCAAGAGAAUCCCGCCGAUUGUGCGUCCAGAGGGAUCGCACCGAGGGACCUGUUGAACCACUCCCUCUGGUGGAAUGGCCCGGCUUGGCUGCUCAAGGGUCAGUCGCUAUGGCCGGACAGCCACGACCAGACAUCGAUGGAAAACGUUCCUGAAAAGAGAAUGACGGUAUUAGUCGCCACCAGCAAGGACAGACCGGAGCCGGAAAUCCUCCUCCAGUUCUCAACGCUGCAUAGACUCUUACGUGUCUCUGCCUGGUGCCUUCGUUGGCGCCGAACUCCUCGCCGUUCUCCCAGCACUGCACUGCUCCCGGACGAACUCGACUCCGCUCUACUCCGUUGGCUCAGGGUCGUCCAGGGAGUCCACUACCCUGCCGAGCUCGCCGCCGUACGUGAGUCUCGCUCAAUGCCUCACGGCAGUCACCUGGCCAGGCUGCACCCCUUCAUCGACGACAAGGGAGUCCUGCGUGUCGGUGGUCGCCUGAAACACGCCAUACUGACCUUCGAUGAACGACACCCCAUGAUAGCACCGCCCACUUCAUGGCUCACUAAGCUCAUGGUGGAAUCCUGCCACCGCCGGACGCUGCAUGGAGGCACGCAGCUCACUCUGGGGCUCCUCCGCCUCCGCUUCUGGGUUCCGCAGGGUCGAGCCGUGGUCAAGCGGAUCCUGCACCGAUGCGUGACUUGCACCCGCUGGCGAGCCAUCACUCCGCAGCCUCUCAUGGGCGACCUCCCUCGAGAGCGAGUUACUCCUGCUCGUCCCUUCCUGAGAACGGGAGUCGAUUACGCUGGCCCGAUAUUCAUCCGUACAUCCAAAGGACGUGGACAUCGAGCGCAUAAGGCGUUCAUAGCUGUAUUCGUUUGCCUUUGUUCCAGAGCGAUCCACCUUGAAGUAGCGUCUGACUACUCCUCAGACGCUUUUCUCGCCGCCUUCCGCAGGUUCGUUUCCCGCCGUGGACUGUGCGAGGAAAUGUACUCAGACUGCGGGACGAACUUUAUCGGAGCAGACAGACAACUCCGAGAACUUUUCCGAGCAUCUUCUCCCGACGGCCGUCGAAUCUCUCAGGCAGUCACCAAAGAGGGUAUAUCCUGGCGCUUCAACCCGCCUAGCGCCCCGCACUUUGGAGGACUCUGGGAGGCGGCGGUGAAGUCGACGAAACAUCACCUGCGACGGGUGAUAGGAGAAGCUACGCUUACCUUCGAGGAGAUGAGUACUCUUCUGGCUCAAAUCGAAGCUUGUCUGAACUCUCGUCCGUUGCAGGCCUUAUCUGACGAUCCGGACGACCUGUCCGCACUGACUCCAGGACAUCUUCUUAUAGGCGCCCCUCUGCUGGCGAUUCCAGAGCCUUCAUCGGCCGAACGUUCACCAAGUAUGUUGUCGCGGUGGCAACUCCUCCAGCGAAUGCGCGACCACUUCUGGCAGCGAUGGUCCCAGGAGUACAUCCACGCCUUGGCACCCCGUCCAAAAUGGCUCAAGGCCGAGCUCGCUCCGGAGGUCGGAGCUUUGUGCCUCAUCCGCUCGGAGUCAACUCCACCUGCCCGAUGGCCUCUCGCGCGUAUCAUCCGGUUGCACCCAGGAAGCGACGGCACUGUCCGCGUGGUGACCGUCCGAACGUCCACGUCGGAACUCGUCCGGCCGAUUGUAAAGCUCGUCCUCCUGCCGGGAGUCAAGGAGGCCCACACGCCCGCGGACGAGUAG